Molecule: messenger RNA, 2202 nt
Organism: Vanessa tameamea
Lineage: Eukaryota; Metazoa; Arthropoda; Insecta; Lepidoptera; Nymphalidae
Gene: NGR-A23
Product: RYamide receptor-like
Exons: 11
Coding region: 530-1972 (480 amino acids)
Biological process (GO): G protein-coupled receptor signaling pathway
Cellular component (GO): plasma membrane
Molecular function (GO): neuropeptide Y receptor activity
Source: RefSeq, a predicted model, not a curated record
CUCACGGAGCGCGCAUUCGUCUACGAACGAGCAAAGUGACAAUACGCUCCUCGUACAGUCGCUCCUGAAACUUCACACGCGAAACUCUUAGCGGUUUAAUUGCAAAAUAAUAACUUAAUAUGAAUACUAAGUAAUAUAUAAGAAAAUAAUAAUAUGUGUAAUAGAAUCUUUAGUGAUAUAUGUGGUUAAACAAUUCCAAUUCUAAGUGUUGCUUUAAGCCAUGAAAAACAGUAAAAAAAAAACAGUGUAAAACGAGAGAAUAAGUGGUAAAAAUAACGUGAAGUGAUCUAGUUAAUCAAAUAUACUGAAAUAAUUUGAUUACCGGCAAGGUUAAAAAAUCAGUAAAUGCGCAAUGUCAACUUUGGAAGCAGGAGCAAGCGUGUUAAUCGUUUUACAAAUAAACGGCAAGGCGGUUGUCUUGCUGUGUGCUACUUGUAUGCCUAGUCGUUAGCGAAACGAGGCUGGGAAUCGUUGGAGAAAGAACAAAGAAAUCGUAAUAACCUCAAACUCAUCACCAAUACCUGUCAAAAUGGACACCAGCGCGACCAGCUCUACACAAGAUGAUGAUUCAGAUUGGGCAACAAAUGCGACAAUACAUGAAUAUUUGGGACACAAUGCCACAAAUGAUAUAUAUGACAAACUAUACGACGUUCCCACGGGUUUGAUCGUAUUGCUGUCAUGCUUAUAUGGAUCGAUCUCAGUGUUGGCAGUUGUUGGAAAUUUUCUCGUCAUGUGGAUAGUCGGCACAUCACGCCGAAUGCAAAGUGUCACGAAUUGUUAUAUAGCUAAUUUAGCCUUAGCUGAUAUUGUCAUAGGAUUAUUUGCUGUACCAUUCCAAUUUCAAGCUGCGUUACUCCAGCGGUGGCUGUUACCACAUUUCAUGUGCGCAUUCUGUCCUUUCGUACAAGCACUUAGUGUAAACGUCAGCGUGUUUACUCUGACUGCAAUUGCCGUUGAUCGACAUCGGGCUAUAAUUACUCCAUUGAGCGCACAUACGUCCAAGCGAGUUGCCAAGGUGAUCAUAGUGUUGAUAUGGGUGCUGGCCUUAUCGCUAGCUGCACCUAUGGCUAUGUCGUGGGAAGUGAUCAUGGUCGAAGAACAAGAGCCGGUUUCCAAGCUAUUCUAUGAGAAACCAUUUUGUGAGCCAACGGAAUUCGGAUCUCAUUCUUUAGCUAUAUACAGACUGUUAUUGUAUAUUUUUCAAUAUAUCAUUCCACUAUUCGUGAUAACAUUCGCCUACGCACACAUGGCGAUGAAGUUAUGGGGUGCGCGUGCACCUGGCAACGCGCAAGAAAUUCGUGAUGCAAAUCAAAUGAAAAACAAGAAGAAGGUUAUAAAAAUGCUAGUUUUAGUGGUAGCAUUGUUCGCACUCUGCUGGCUGCCUCUACAGAGCUAUAUGCUGCUUCAGUCAUUUUUUCCUUCAAUAAAUGAGUACAGAUAUAUAAAUGUGAUUUUCUUCUGCUUUGACUGGCUUGCAAUGAGUAAUUCCUGUUACAAUCCUUUCAUUUACGCCAUAUAUAACGAAAAGUUCAAAAAGGAAUUCAAACAAAGAUUUACAUUUAGACAAAAACGUAAUAGAUUCACGAAUGAUAGUUAUGAGGAUGGACAGUCAUACAGAACUCGAAUUUUGUCAAUAAGAUCAACAAAUGAAAGAAGCAUUUACUCAACGAGGAAAUCAAUAAACAUAACGCCAGUUGACUCUCUAAAGGCCGCUAAAAAUCAAUGUCAAUGUGUAAAAAAUCAAACAAGAGAUAAUCAAAAGGAAAAUCCAUGUAGAGGGUUAAAAUCAGAAGAGUUCACGAUGAUUAAAAACGGAUGCCAACACGACAACCGCAUUAAAGACAUUUCUAGAAGAUCUCGAUUCGGUGACAGCGAUUUACCGAUUGGGGACGAAAGAGUCAGCGAAUUGUAUAUAUUUCCAAAUAGCAGUAUAGUAGAAUUCACGGAUGUGCUAUGUGAUAAUAAAGUGUAAAUAUUAUAUUUAAAUAUCUAAAAUAAGUAUUUAUUGAAAUGUUAAAGGUAUCUUUUGAUGUAAAGGAGUAUGUUGAUUUAUUAUAUAAAAUUGUUUUUUUUUUUUAUUACUGGCAAUUUAAUUCUAAUAAUAAGACUUAUAAAUUAAAUUUAAAAUUUUUGUUUGUGAUAAUAUCUCGUUCAUGUAUUUUAUUGCUUCCAAAAAUUUUACGGUAUAAUUUGUAUUUUAUU